CGAUUUCAGGAUAAGGCAACUUACGGAACCAAGUUUCGGUGUUUCAAUUUCGUUUUUUCGAACACAAACCGGUAGAGGGUCCCUUGAAGCAUAGCAGCAUUCACCUCACGAGAGAACAAGGCCUUCUUCUCCUUUCACAUUGCGUUGCAUCAACAUCAUCCUCUUUCCACUGUUUGUUCCUCUCAAUGGUUAUGGCAACUGUGGUGUCUGAACCUGCUUGUGCAAGAACGGUUCAUGAUGUUGCGUAUUCUUUCGGUCCCAAAUGGCACUCUUCUCUGUGGAGCAAGAAGCCGCAUGCUCAGAUGCUUCAAUGUUCUCUCAGAAUUAGAGCUUGUAAUUCCACGGCUAACAACAAGGAUAUCUACAAACAAGUGGGUUUAUUUUCUCUAAGAAGGAAAAUUGAAGAUGCAGUUCUUCGUGCUGAAAUGUUUGCAUCAACAGCCUUGGAAAUGGAAGAGGCAACAUGGAUUAAGCAGGAAGAAAUGGUACGUGAUAUUGAUAUGUGGGAUGAUCCAGCCAAGUCUAAUGAAAUUCUUGUCAAGUUGGCUAAUAGUGCCAAAGUGGUUGAUUCUCUAAAGGACUUGAAAUACAAGGUGGAGGAAGCAAAGCUGAUCAAUCAGUUGGCUGACAUGAAUGCUAUUGAUUAUGGGCUUUAUAAACAAGCAUAUGAAACAUCAUUGGAUGUGAGUGAGAUUCUAGAUCAAUACGAGAUUUCCAAGCUUCUUAACGGGCCAUUUGAUAUGGCAGGAGCAUGUUUGGUUAUAAAAGCUGGACCUAAUGGCAUCUUUCCAAAGCUCUGGGCUGAACAACUCCUAAGCAUGUAUCUUAAAUGGGCCAAAAGACAAGGUUAUGAAGGAAGGAUUGUUGACAAGUGUCCAUUCAAGAAUGGAGGAAUUAAUUCCGCAACUAUAGAGUUUGAGUUUGAAUGUGCAUAUGGCUAUCUUUCUGGAGAAAAAGGAGUUCACUACUUGAUAAGCGAUUCUCCAAAUGAAUCUUCUCAGCUUGAGGCUAGCUCAGCAACUGUAGAUGUUAUUCCUAUGUUCCUUGAGAAUGGUUGUGAUCUUGAAAUUGAUUCAGAGGAUUUGAUUAUCUCGUCUCCCUCAAUUCAUGGGGAAAAUAAGAGACAAACUAAUCUUACAGUUUGCAUUCAGCAUCUACCUACUGGCAUAAGUGUCCAAUCCUCUGGUGAGAGAAGCCACUUUGCAAAUAAGAUGAAAGCACUAAACAGACUGAAAGCUAAACUCCAAGUGACAGCAAGGGAACAAGGAGUUCCAAGCAUAAAAAGUAUAAGGAAGGACAACAUUUUCGGUCUAUGGCAAGAAGAAACUAGGAGGUAUAUCUCUCAUCCGUACAAGUUAGUACAUGAUGUAAAGACGGGCAUUGACGUGCCAGACCUAAAUUAUGUUCUGGAUGGGAAUAUUGGACCCUUUAUUGCAGCUCAUAUUAAUAGCAGAGUCAUGUCAUAAGGUCUGAAUCCAUGUUACUUAGGCCACCAUGUUAUCAUUUUGCAAUUGUUUAGUAUGUUUAAUUUUUCAAUCCUGCUAAAUUCUCAGGAUUUACUUCAAUCCCUUGAUUCGGUGAGCAAAAAAAGAGGUAUCAAUUUAUCCAUUUUGGCCUGUAUUGACAGAUUUGUUGAUGAGUUGAAUGUCAACACAUCAUAUUCUUCUGGUGUCAAUGACAUGGAACAUGUCAUGUGAUUGGUGCCAAAACCAUUCAAAUGUGUAAUCUACUUUUGUCAACCUUAACAUUUGAUCGAAAUGGAGGAGCUUAAAGUAUA
Cajanus cajan (pigeon pea) is the source of this 1777-nucleotide messenger RNA. It is a transcript of the gene PRFB3, whose product is annotated as peptide chain release factor. Gene Ontology annotation, biological process: translational termination. NCBI's taxonomy places the organism in Eukaryota, Viridiplantae, Streptophyta, Magnoliopsida, Fabales, Fabaceae. Gene Ontology annotation, molecular function: translation release factor activity. The record is from RefSeq and is a predicted model, not a curated record.